UUGCCGGUUUCGAUGGCAGCUGCUUUCUGUCAUUUUGUCCCGCAUCAACAAUAUUUGUGUGAAAGAAAAGUAAAAUCCUAAAAAUGUCGUCUCCCGCUCCAAAAUCACCAGAAUUAUCCGAUAAAAGUAAAAAAUAUGAUCGUCAAAUAAGACUUUGGGGAGAAAAUGGUCAGGCUAUUUUAGAAAGUGCAACAGUCUGCUUGAUCAAUGCAAAUGCAGUUGGAUGUGAAAUUUUAAAAAGUCUCAUUUUACCAGGAAUUGGUGGAUUUACCAUUGUUGAUGGAUCUGUUGUAACUGAAGAAGAUAUUGGCACAAAUUUCUUUUUAGAACAAACUAGCGAAGGGCAAUCAAAAGCAUCUCAAUGCAUGCAAUUCCUACAAGAACUCAAUGCCGAUGCUAAUGGUGAUUAUGUCGAUGAAAGUAUCGAAUUCAUACUCAAUAAUCGUCCGGAAUUUUUCAAUACUUUCGAUGUUGUAAUUGCAUCUAAUUUGAAUGAGAAAACUUUGCUAAGUCUUUCGAAUAAACUCUGGGAUGCUAAGAUUCCAUUUGUUUAUUGUCGAUCAUUGGGAUUCUUUGGGUCUGUUAGAUUGCAGGUGAAAGAACAUUGUGUGAUUGAAGCUCAUCCAGACGAUCGAAUUUAUGAUUUGAGGCUAGAGAAUCCAUUUCCUACUUUGAAAGCUCAUUUGGAGUCGACCCAGAUAACUCCAAAAGUACCAUGGUUAAUUGUGCUAAAUAAGUUUUUAAGCGAUUGGAAGAAUAACAACGAUGGACGUAUCCCAAAGACAUACAAAGAAAAGAACUCACUUAAGGAACUUAUUCAAAGUGGAAUGUCCAAUGAUGAAGAAAACUAUGAAGAAGCAAUAAAGGCAGUAAACACCGCAUUCGGCGCUGGUUUAGUGUCACAUACAAUUAAAGCAAUCCUCGAUGACGAUGCAUGCGAAAAUAUUAAUAAACAAAGUUCUCCAUUCUGGAUAAUGGCCAAAGCUCUUAAAGAGUUCGUGUUGAACGAAAACAAUAAUUACUUGCCCUUGCCAGGAGUUCUCCCUGAUAUGACUGCGAAUACAGAAUCUUAUAUAAAUCUUCAAAACAUCUUCCGUCAGCAAGCAUUGCAAGAUGCUGAUAACAUCUAUAGAAAAUGCCAGCAUUAUUUGAAAGAGCUAGGCUUACCACCAGAAACAAUUACCGAUAAAACAGUGCGUUUAUUUUGUCGUGAAUCGGCUGGCUUAGCCGUGGUUCGAGGUACCAAGCUUGCUGAUGAGUAUGAGAAGUCGAGUAAGAUUGUUAAUAUUGUUGAUAAUUUUGAGACCCAAGGCACUUUGGCCGAAUACUAUGUGGGUUUCUUGGCCUAUGAACGCUAUCAAACCGAAUUCGGAAACAUUCCUGGUGAAUUGUAUGUGGAAAAUGAUACUUCGAAGUUGAAAGGCAUUGCAAACAAAAUGCUAGCGGAAUGGGGUGUCCAUAGUCAGAUUAGUGAUGAUUUAAUUCAUGAAAUCUGUAGUUAUGGUGGUGCAGAAGUUCAUACUGUAUCGGCAUUUAUUGGUGGAUGCGCAGCUCAAGAAGUCAUAAAGCUAAUAACCAAACAAUAUAUACCAAUUGAUAAUACGUUUUUGUAUAACGCAAUUACCUCCGAAACGGAAACAAUAAAAUUGUAAAUGAAAAAUAGA
Molecule: messenger RNA, 1664 nt
Organism: Episyrphus balteatus (marmalade hoverfly)
Lineage: Eukaryota; Metazoa; Arthropoda; Insecta; Diptera; Syrphidae
Gene: APP-BP1
Product: nedd8-activating enzyme E1 regulatory subunit
Exons: 8
Coding region: 84-1652 (522 amino acids)
Biological process (GO): ubiquitin-dependent protein catabolic process; protein ubiquitination; DNA damage response
Cellular component (GO): nucleus; cytoplasm
Molecular function (GO): ubiquitin activating enzyme activity; NEDD8 activating enzyme activity
Source: RefSeq, a predicted model, not a curated record